Messenger RNA from Wickerhamiella sorbophila, 744 nucleotides. RefSeq lists its product as hypothetical. The transcript has a single exon. The record is from RefSeq and is a predicted model, not a curated record. Lineage: Eukaryota; Fungi; Ascomycota; Dipodascomycetes; Dipodascales; Trichomonascaceae. Gene Ontology annotation, biological process: regulation of DNA-templated transcription. Gene Ontology annotation, molecular function: DNA-binding transcription factor activity. Bases 1 to 744 code for a protein of 247 amino acids.
AUGGUGAUCUCCACAAACUCCUUUUACGGACCAGGUCCGGCUUCGGCCAUGGGAUUGUGGUCUGUGAACGUUAAUGAGGAUGCCCUACAAGAAAAAAGGAUGGCCGCAAGCGGCUUCUAUCAGCCUACCGUUCAAAUUGGAAUGGGAGAAAUUGUUAAACAGGAAGCGAGUGACGAUGUGCCUGAUCUAGAUGAAGACGAGUACUCGCCGCAAGGUAGCAUGAACCAGCCCUGGCUUACUGGCAUGCGUUUAUCGGUCGACCCCGCUUUCGACGUUCCUCCAGAGCUAGAACUUGGGUCGAGGCCCACUCAGCCUGACCGUUUUGCAAGGUUCUUACCCAAACCUUCUAUGGAUACCUUCGGCCAGGGCCUUGAUGUCCGUGGGCUGCACAGCACUUCGCCGGCUGUCUCAGGGACUACCCCGCUCGCCGAUACCGCUCGGACCUCCAGCGUCGACAGUCAGGUCAUGACCGGUGAGGGAGUUUGUGAAGGCAAUAUCACAUCAAAACGAGCAAAAAAUGCCGCGGCUGCCCGUCGCUCUCGCGCUCGGCAGACCAUUAGAGUGCAAACGCUCGAAGCAAAGCUCGACUCAAUGAGCACCGACAAUUUGUGUCUAAAGUACGAAGUCGAAAAAUUACGUGAACUAGUGACGCGGUUACAACAAAAGAUCGUAGACCAUGGGCUCGUUCUCGAAGAAAGCGAAAGACUAGAUCCAAAUCCAAAGUCUUCCGAAUCCUCGUCAUAA